AUGCGCGCCGUCGCGGCGUCGACGCCCGUCGACGCCGACGCGACGUCGCCGGGCGUCGUGCGAGAGACGCCGACGAAGACGACGCGGGCGCGCGUCGCGUCGGCGCACGACGCGGAGGCGCGAGACGCGCUGGUGUUCGCGACGGAGACGGAGUGCGAGCGGUACGCGGAAGCGACGAACGGGACGGCGCGCGCGGCGAGCGUGACGUGCGAUCCGUUCGUGUCGGGGAAGCUGCGCGAGCAUCAACGCGCGGGGGCGAGGUGGAUGUAUCGAGCGCUGCACGGGAUCGGAGAAGACGCGGCGAGCGAGGGCGGGACGCGAGGGGUGCUGUUGGCGGAUGAGAUGGGAUUGGGGAAGUCGUUGCAAGUGCUGGCGGUGCUGUGGACGAUGCUGAGGCAAGGACCGUGCGGGAAGCCGACGGCGCGAAGAGCGGUUUUCGUGUGCCCGGCGUCGCUCAUCGGAAACUGGGGCGCCGAGUUCACGAAGUGGUUGGGAGGCGUGCGCGUGCAGGCGUCGUUGGCGGAAGGGAACGCCGAAGCCGUGGAUGCGGCGUGCGAUCGAUGGUGCGCAGAACCGGCGAAGGGAUCGAAGAGUUCGUUCGAUCGGUGGCCGGUGCUCGUGAUGUCGUACGAGACGGCGAGGCGCCUGGCGCCGCGCGUGCGGGCGAUGAAGCCCGAGCUCAUGGUGUGCGACGAGGCGCACAGAUUGCGCAACGCCAUGGGCUCGCAAACCAUGACCGCUCUGCGAGAAAUCAACGCGCCCAUGCGAGUGCUGCUCACGGGGACGCCGAUUCAGAAUAAUUUGAACGAGUACGCGGCGGUUUUAGACUUUGCGCAACCGGGUAUCCUCGGGCCGCUGGAGGAUUUUCAGCGCGAUUUCACGCAACCUAUUCAGAGGCAAUACGAGCGAGGCGCGAGCAAGGAACAAAUCGCACAAGGUCGCAAGGUUGCGGACGAACUCAAUCGACGAACGAAAGGGAAGAUUUUGAGUCGGAAAUCUUCGACGAAUGCGGCGUACUUGCCAAAAAAGACUGAGCUCGUGGUGCUCUGUCGCUUGACGUCCGCGCAGAGGCAAGCUUAUGAGGCUGGGGCAAAAUUAGUGGAGUCGUGGACGAGUAGCGAUACGAGUGCGUCCUCUGGCGCGGCGGCGCUUUGUGCGAUUGGAAUCUUGCGACAGACAGCGAAUGAGGUUGAUCAAAUCCUCGCGAGGACGUCCGGAAAGUCAGUGGAUGAUUUAAAAGCUGCUAUGGCCAAAGCUUUGCCUCGAGAUUACGCGGGAGGAAUCGAUGGCUCGGGGAAAUUUACCAUUUUGCGGCGCAUGCUCGAGGCGCUCAAAGAGCGCGGUGACCCAACAGAGCGCGUCGUUGUCGUCUCCGGUUACUCUGCAUCACUCGCGACUGCGGAAGAUAUCUGCAAAAAAUUAAACGUAACCACUUCGCGUCUCGAUGGCACAGUGGCAGUCGAUUUGCGUACAUCCAUCGUCAAGAAUUUCAACUCUGGUCAAGGCGGUCAAGUCAUGCUGCUCUCCGUCGUCGCUGGCGGCGCCGGGUUGAAUCUUGUCGGUGCCAAUCGGUUGAUUCUCAUGGACGUAUCUUGGAAUCCUGCGCACGAUCGACAAGCGAUGGGCCGAAUUUGGCGCGAUGGUCAGACGAAACCGGUCACAAUUUAUCGCCUUGUCUCUGCUGGCACUGUAGAGCAAAAAGUUUUCGAGCGACAGCUCGGCAAAGAAGUGCUAAAGAAUACGGUCGAGAGCGGGUACACGGGUUAUGAAGGCGAUGGAUUCACCACGAAAGACUCGCUCGUGGGUAUCGUAAAAUUCACAGGUGAUGAAUUGAGCGAAAUCGUCGAUUGGGGCCGCCCUUUGGACGUCCACGAUGCGUGUCCAUUGCUCGGCGCGGCACGUUCACACGGUGCGGCGUUUCAAGUCAUCGACGUCGACGAUGGUACCGCCGCCGACGAAGCGCGAGCGAACAUUCCGAAAAAGGAACCAAUCGAAGUUCGCGCUAAAAAGUUGGCCCCAAAGCGCACUGCUUUCGAAGAUUUAUUUUCCGCAAAACGCGCGAGGUAG
This is a messenger RNA of Ostreococcus lucimarinus CCE9901, 2067 nucleotides long. RefSeq lists its product with no specific name. The transcript is spliced from 2 exons. Gene Ontology annotation, biological process: double-strand break repair via homologous recombination; reciprocal meiotic recombination. Gene Ontology annotation, molecular function: ATP binding; DNA translocase activity; ATP-dependent chromatin remodeler activity. Gene Ontology annotation, cellular component: nucleus. Lineage: Eukaryota; Viridiplantae; Chlorophyta; Mamiellophyceae; Mamiellales; Bathycoccaceae. The coding region runs from base 1 to 2067 and encodes 688 amino acids. The record is from RefSeq and is a predicted model, not a curated record.